AUGCCCACUCACACCGGCACAACCGUCAUCAUAACCGGUUCCGGCGGCGGCCUCGGCAAGGCCAUCGCCGAAGGUUACCUCGCAGCCGGCGCCAACGUCGUCAUCUCCGAUAUCAACCAGACCCGCCUCAACGCCGUGGCCUCCGAAUACCGCGACACCUACGCCGGCCGCCUGCACGCCAUCACCGCCGACGUCAGCUCUGAAGCCUCCGUGGACGCCCUCGUCAAGGGCACCGUCGACCGCUUCGGCCGCCUGGACGUGCUGAUCAACAACGCCGCCGUCAUGGACAAAUUCGACCCCGUGGGAGAGUGCUCCAAGGACACCUGGGACUCCGUGCUGGCGGUCAACCUCACCGGCCCGUUCCUCACGACCAAGGCCGCCGUCAACCAGUUCCUGGCGCAGGGCGCGACAGCCGGCAGCGGCGGCCCCCCCGGCCUGAUCAUCAACAUCGGCUCCAACGCCAGCUGGCGCGGCAUGACCUCGGGGGUGGCCUACACGGCGUCCAAGCACGGCCUCGUGGCCGUCACCAAGAACACGGCGGGGUUCUACGGCGACAAGGGCAUCUCCUCCGUCGCUCUGCUGCUGGGCGGCAUGGACACGACCAACCUCAUGGACGCUUUCGCGCAGGGCGUCAACCAGACGGGCAUGGCCAAGGCGACGGCCGCGCUGCCCGAGUACAAGCGCGGCGAGACGGGCAUCGAGCCCGCGGCCGUGGCCAAGUACUGCAUCUUCCUGACCGACAAGGAUAUUGCGUCGUCGGCGAACGGCAGCUGUAUCGUGUUCAACAAGAACUGGCCCCAGGCGUAA
Messenger RNA from Colletotrichum truncatum, 807 nucleotides. RefSeq names its product short chain dehydrogenase. The record is from RefSeq and is a predicted model, not a curated record. Lineage: Eukaryota; Fungi; Ascomycota; Sordariomycetes; Glomerellales; Glomerellaceae. Gene Ontology annotation, molecular function: oxidoreductase activity, acting on the CH-OH group of donors, NAD or NADP as acceptor.